AUGAGUCCUUUGAAUCGCCUUGUCAUGGGUGUCAUGAUCCUUGUACUUGCAAGUGGAUUAUCCAUUAGUGAGAACGUUCCUCGUGACUUGAUGUCAAUUGAUGUGAACGCUGCACCUGUAACCCCUAGAAAUGGAUUCGGAAGCCCAGUUGUAUCAUCGGAUAUUGUCUAUGAUGAGGCCAAUCGAGGUGGGACAGUUACUGUGUCGACAUAUGAGGGCAAUGGUCUAUGGACGUGGCUCAAGACCGCGAUUACGAAAAUACGAGAUGCUGGAAGCCGUCUUCUUCCAGGUGUAGGACCACGAAGUCACCAAGGAGAAGGGACGGUGCUAAUUACAGAAGACAAGGAAGCUGGAACAAUCACGAUCCAAGUUAUCAACGACAUUGAACGUUUCAAACUGUUUGUCAAGUUGUCGCAACGAGUCAUGCAACACGCACCUUUACGUCUCCGUGGAACUACGAAUGAGUGA
Molecule: messenger RNA, 468 nt
Organism: Peronospora belbahrii
Lineage: Eukaryota; Oomycota; Peronosporomycetes; Peronosporales; Peronosporaceae
Source: the annotation of a GenBank genome assembly